Exophiala viscosa is the source of this 1565-nucleotide messenger RNA. Its product is annotated as dihydroflavonol-4-reductase. NCBI's taxonomy places the organism in Eukaryota, Fungi, Ascomycota, Eurotiomycetes, Chaetothyriales, Herpotrichiellaceae. Gene Ontology annotation, molecular function: oxidoreductase activity, acting on the CH-OH group of donors, NAD or NADP as acceptor. The transcript has a single exon. The record is from RefSeq and is a predicted model, not a curated record. The coding region runs from base 359 to 1441 and encodes 360 amino acids.
AAAUACCGUAUGUGGUGUCCUGCUUGCAUAAGCCCAUACUCCUCAGCCUAUGCCAGCUGUGCAAGGGGGAUGGUGCAGAAGUCCGCUUUCUAAGCUCACAGCAGCACCCAAAAAAGAUUAAUCAACAUUCAAUGUUUUCUAUAUAUUCACGCCAGCUCCAGCAUCACUCGAUAUAUUCAGGUUCAAAAUAUAAAAACUCCAGAUUACCUUCACACAUCGACAAGGGGGUACCUUCUCAAAGCCGCAAGCUGAACGGCAGCCCGAGCCAUCACUACUUUCAAGCUACCCCUGUCACAAUCAUCGUCAGCCUCGUCACCCGACAGCAGCACCGGUAACUAGCACCAGCACCACCCUCACCAUGGGAUCAACAACAUCACCCUCCGACAAGAUCAUCCUAGUGACCGGCAUAAACGGCUACAUAGCCUCACAUAUCGGCCUAAUCCUCCUCCAAAAAGGCUAUAUUGUCAGGGGAACAUCACGCUCAGAAUCCGCCCACGCCCACCUCAUCUCCGGCGCCUUCAAAUCUUUUGCGGACAGAUACCAACACGCUGUCGUCCCCGACAUCACCGCACCCGGAGCCUUCGACGACGCCGUGCGCUCUGUCCACGCCAUAAUCCACACAGCAUCACCCGUGGACUUCACACUCACCAGCGUCGAAGCCUUCAUCCGCCCUGCCGUCGACGGCACACUAAGUAUCCUCAACAGUGCGCUGGUUCACGCCGGUCCCCAACUGGCAAGUGUGGUAGUGACAUCCUCCGUCGCCGCCGUCGUGGAUAAAUGGCGCCAACCACCGACCCACGCAUACUCCGAGGCCGAUUGGAAUAUAUCAGGCGAAAGCGUCGUGCGAGAAACGUUCACCGCGCCCGUAGCUUACGGCGCGAGCAAAGCCGCGGCCGAGGGUGCGCUAUGGGACUUCGUGGCCACGCAUGAACCCGCUCAGCGCUGGUCCGUAUCAGCAGUCAACCCCGGGGUAGUGACAGGUCCGCCUGUCUCGUUUCCCGAAACCCCCGAGAAGCUCAACGAGACACUCGCGCCCAUAUGGCGGGUGUAUAGCGGCAGCCAGGAAAUGCCGCCUCAGAUCGGUGGCGCAAGUUACAUCGAUGUCCGUGACGUGGCGGAUAUGCAUAUAUGGUGCGUCGAACAUCCUGAUCAGGCGAAUGGUCAGCGCUACCUCAUGACAAACGGCAAGGCUCCGCCACAGGCUGCUGCGGAUUUUUUGCGAGAGAAGUUUCCGGACCGGGAUAUCGUUGAGGGGACGCCCGGACUGGGAUACAGAAAGGACGACUAUUGGUUUGUCGAGGGCGAGCCGAGUCUCGUUGCGAAUAAGGCGUAUAAGGCUCUGGGGGUGGAGAGGUUCAUCAGGUAUGAUAAGUCGAUCCUGGAUACUGUUGAGGCUUUUGAGAGACGAUGGCCCGGGUAUGCGAAGAACUUGAAGCGGUGAUGAUCUGCACUGCACGGGCAUGUGUCUCGGAUAUGGGAUGUUCGACUUAGAUGGCAUGAAUAGAUGAUACAAUAUUUCAUAGAUAGGACAGAGCUUCCUGGGUCACCGAAUAAGGAGGAAAAGU